Molecule: messenger RNA, 1572 nt
Organism: Arabidopsis thaliana (thale cress)
Lineage: Eukaryota; Viridiplantae; Streptophyta; Magnoliopsida; Brassicales; Brassicaceae
Product: PRP38 family protein
Exons: 6
Coding region: 203-1270 (355 amino acids)
Cellular component (GO): nucleus
Source: RefSeq, marked reviewed
ACCGAAAGCAAUCAUUAAUAAAAUAAAAUAAAUGAAUUAACUUCUCAGAUUCUUCAAAGACCUAGAGUGUCUUCGUCUUCGACGACGGCAAAUUCGUGGAAGCUGUUUCAUCGAUUCCGGCUUCACUGAAGCGGCGUCGCUCGACGUUUAUUAUUCCGACGACUAGGCCUUUGAGGCAGUUUCUGAUUAACUUCAGGCGAUAAUGGCAAACAGAACAGAUCCGUUGGCAAAGAAUAUAAGAGGAACGAAUCCGCAGAAUCUGGUAGAGAAGAUUGUGCGAACGAAGAUUUAUCAGCACACCUUUUGGAAGGAGCAGUGCUUUGGUCUCACGGCGGAGACAUUGGUGGACAAAGCUAUGGAGCUCGACCAUCUAGGUGGUACCUUUGGUGGUAGCCGCAAGCCUACUCCGUUCCUUUGCCUCAUAUUGAAGAUGCUUCAAAUCCAGCCUGAGAAGGAAAUUGUCGUGGAGUUCAUAAAAAAUGAUGACUACAAAUAUGUUCGUAUUCUUGGUGCGUUCUAUCUGCGUCUCACUGGGACUGAUGUUGAUGUCUAUCGCUACCUCGAACCUCUCUACAAUGACUACCGGAAAGUGAGACAAAAGUUAUCUGAUGGGAAGUUUUCGCUGACACAUGUGGACGAAGUCAUUGAGGAACUUCUAACCAAGGAUUAUUCUUGUGAUAUUGCAAUGCCACGUUUGAAGAAAAGGUGGACGCUUGAACAGAAUGGUUUAUUAGAGCCAAGGAAAAGUGUUUUGGAAGACGACUUUGAAGAAGAGGAAGAAAAGGAGGAGAAUGAAGGGAUUGCUGAUGGAUCUGAAGAUGAGAUGGAUCAGCGCCGUAAGAGUCCUGAAAGAGAAAGAGAAAGAGACAGAGACAGGAGACGCGACAGUCAUAGACACAGGGAUCGUGAUUAUGACAGAGACUAUGAUAUGGAUCGAGAUCAUGACAGAGACUAUGAAAGAGAACGUGGGCAUGGUCGAGACCGGGAUAGGGAGAGAGACAGGGAUCACUAUAGAGAGCGAGAUAGGGACAGGGAAAGAGGCAGAGAUAGAGAACGAGACAGAAGAGACAGGGCAAGGCGCAGAAGUAGAAGCAGGAGUAGGGAUCGUAAGAGACAUGAAACUGAUGAUGUGCGGGAUCGGGAAGAACCUAAGAAAAAGAAAGAAAAGAAGGAGAAGAUGAAGGAAGAUGGAACCGAUCAUCCAAAUCCUGAAAUUGCAGAGAUGAAUAGACUGAGAGCAUCACUGGGAAUGAAACCCCUCAGGGACUGAACUGUGAAAUGAGGACAUCUUUAUCAAACCGAAACUUGGUUCAUUUGCCCAGCUAAACCGGUUACUACACUGUGAUCCUACUCACUAUAGUUUUGGUUUUUUUGAGUUUACCUGAUCCCUCUUUAAUGUAGAACAAAAUGGAGAAUCUGUAAUGGCAUUGUACUGUAUGUUCUCUAAACCGUAAACGAAUUGUGGUCGAGAAAUUCUGAAUGUAACCCGGUUCUUGAUAUUAGUUGUUUUUAAGGUAAUUCAGAUAAAUAUAAAAACCUAUAUGUUAUGUCUACGUGGCGAUAUCACUUUAU